AAUAAGAGCAAAUUAAGAUCACCAAAGUACUUGUGAGUGUAUACCCAACACAAACUAAGAUCAACAUGGACUACUACACCCGCGUUUCAGAAGUUGAGAGGGAACCUAUCAUGGAGUAUUCCACACCACGACCAAUGAUGGGCAACUACCACCACCCUAAUGCUCACCGUGUCCUCAACGAGAAGAUUGUUUAUGAGGAGGAUGUGAUUGGAGGAUCCCGCCACAACCACAUGCAUCACCACCACCCUGAGACUCAUGAGAGAGUCAAGGUGGUGGAGUAUGAACAAGUUCCUGAGAGGCGCGUUGUCUAUGAAGAGAAAGUUGCUUAUGACAACGAUCGUUACUACUCUCCAAGGUAUUGAAAUUGGACAAAUGGAAGAACACCUAUAACGUGUUAUCAUGUGGCUUUUUAUUAGGCAGGCUACCUAGUAUACCAAAAGCACCACUGUGCUUGUACUAAAUAAAUUCCUGCUUAUAUAUACUGGCCAUUAUGUUAUAUAUAAAAAUCAUAUGCAUGCCGUUUAUAUAAAUAAAGCUAUGUUGAUUAAUAUAUCUAUUUUGUA
This is a messenger RNA of Glycine soja, 563 nucleotides long. RefSeq lists its product as uncharacterized. NCBI's taxonomy places the organism in Eukaryota, Viridiplantae, Streptophyta, Magnoliopsida, Fabales, Fabaceae. The transcript has a single exon. The record is from RefSeq and is a predicted model, not a curated record. The coding region runs from base 66 to 362 and encodes 98 amino acids.